This is a messenger RNA of Ciona intestinalis (vase tunicate), 2294 nucleotides long. The record is from RefSeq and is a predicted model, not a curated record. NCBI's taxonomy places the organism in Eukaryota, Metazoa, Chordata, Ascidiacea, Phlebobranchia, Cionidae.
AAUUUGUUUUAAAGUUUGUUUUGUUUUUACAACUUUAGGACAGAGCAAGCGUCAUUUAUUAUAUUAAUAUACUUUUGCGGGAGUUGUUUUCUGCACAGAACGCGUCGUUUUAGUUUAUUUCAUUCUGAAUACGAUUUACGUACAUCGGGUAUUAACAUACGUUACAAUACAUACGUUGAUACCAUGAUACGUAUUAGGUAUUCCUACUUCUCUGUAAUAUAUCAGUAAUGAUUUGUGACCAAACUUGUAAUUAUUUUCAGUGUAAAGUGUCAUAAUCAAUGUCAAUUCGCCUUUCAGUUGCGUUACAGAUUUCAAAACACAUCUAACAAGUUGCGUCAAAGUAGGAAGUUUGAUUAAACAAAAUGUUGUACCUUGAAGAUUACAUUGAGCUCAUUGAACAUCUGCCAUCAGAUCUACGGGAGAGGUUCACUGAUAUGAGGGAGAUGGAUCUACAGGUCCAAAACUCGGUUGAUUCCCUGGACGACAAAGUCAAGAAAUUGUUCCAAAAAUGUUUCAUGAAGAAAACUAAGAUCACGGGCGCUGACCAAGUUUACGAGGAAAUCCGAAACGAAUAUUACAAAGCAUUGGAGGACGCUGAUGAAAAGGUCCAACUAGCAAACCAAAUAUACGACUUGGUCGAUCGACAUCUGCGUAAAUUAGAUCAAGAAUUAUCCAAGUUUAAGAUGGAGCUUGAAGCCGACAAUGCCGGGAUAACUGAGGUGUUGGAACAGAGAUCGCUCGAGUUGGAUAAUCCACAAUCACAACAAAGGACCAGUUUACAGAAGGAACGUCGCAAACACGCUGUUGGGGGAACCCCCCACACCAGUACCAGCAACACGGUGACCAUAAAUAACGGCGACGGCCCGCCUGAAAAAAAGAUUAAAUCGGAACAAAUAUUAAAAUCGGAGUUACUCGCUCACCUCCAGGAUAAUUCCAAUCUUGAAUAUACGACCAAAGUGUUGAAUGAAGUGGCGGAAAUAGGGGGGAGGGAGGUGGCUGGCUUCCCCAUUCAUUAUCAUGAAGGUUGGUGUGGUUUAUUUACAGCAGAAAUCCCUGGAGGCUCACGUAGACAAAUUGAAAACGAGAUGAAAGAGAAUCAGUCAUCCGCGCAACCCACCCGACGCACUUCACUGGUUAAGCAUGAAAUCAAGAUCGAGUCACGCACCAGCGAAUACGACAGAAUAAGCGUUGACUCGCUUGAUGCGAACGAACAAGUUAGCGACUCAAGUAUUUGCUCCGCCACCGGGGGUGCUGUACACCGCCCGUUUCGAGCGAAAAAACAAACUUCGAAAGCAGCAGCUUGGGUGCAGCAACGACAACAAGCAGAAGCAAGAUUGGAGCAGCGGAAAAAAGAAACAGCAACCGUUACCGAUAGCAACGACCCUGGCGUCGAGGUCAUAGGUGAAAGUUCAAAUGUGGAAUGGAACUUUGACCCCAAUGAGCCGAGAUAUUGUUUAUGUAACCAAGUGUCGUACGGUGAAAUGGUGGGAUGCGAUAACGAUAAAUGUCCUAUUGAAUGGUUCCAUUAUGGCUGUGUGGGGUUGGAGCAAGCACCCACUGGGAAAUGGUUCUGCCCACAAUGCACACAAACAAUGAAAAGAAGGAAUAAAAACAAAUAGUGAUUGUUAUAUCAUAAUAGAUUAAUUAUCUCCGCCAUCUUAACCAAAUUAUUAAUUUUUUCCUUUACGAAUUUUUAAAUUCUAACCCAUAUUAUACUAACUUCAACUGUAUUGGGUUUAAUUUCCAAAUAUGUUUUACCCGUGCAGUUUUUUAAACUGUAUACCAUAAAACUUUCACUAUAAAAACUCAUAUUUAAAAACUAAAAAAACUUACAUUUGAAAAGUGUAGAAAUUUUCUUCUUUGUUAUUAAACCCCUGCUUUAUAUUCUAUAAAGAACUAAAAUAGAAUUUCUGAAAGUCUCCAUUGAAAUGAUGUCAUCGUUUAUGCCAUAAAUUUCACUUUAAAUCAAGGUUUAAAAUAAGUUGCCAAGUUAUGUCGUAUUUACCUUGGCUGUGUUUCAUAUACGGUGCUUAAAAUUGACAACAUUUUCCUAAUUGUGGUGUAAUAAUUCAAUGAUGAUGUAACAAUCACUUGUGUUUGUGUCAAAUUUUAGCUUAUGAUGUCACAAUGUGUAUUGUCAUACAAUUGUAUCAAUUUAAAAAAAAUUUUUUUUUUUUUUUAAAUUGAAAUUAAUUAAUUGCAAAUUUUCUAUACUUACACACAUAUACCCAAUACUUGGUAAUUAACUCAUACGGUUGUAUCAUGCGUGUAAUAACGAGUGUAUUCUGCAUAUA